This is a messenger RNA of Penicillium diatomitis, 4350 nucleotides long. Its product is annotated as ABC multidrug transporter. Gene Ontology annotation, biological process: transmembrane transport. Bases 1 to 4350 code for a protein of 1449 amino acids. NCBI's taxonomy places the organism in Eukaryota, Fungi, Ascomycota, Eurotiomycetes, Eurotiales, Aspergillaceae. The transcript has 15 exons. Gene Ontology annotation, cellular component: membrane. Gene Ontology annotation, molecular function: ATP binding; ATP hydrolysis activity; ABC-type transporter activity. The record is from RefSeq and is a predicted model, not a curated record.
AUGGGACCAGGUGCUGGGUUUAAUCCCAGAGACGUCGCCGACUCUGUCCCAUCUUUCUCCAGCCAAAAUGCCGUAAUUGGCAGUCUCCAGCUCCUGUUCGGAAACAUCACAUUGUCAAUCGCUCUGUCAAGCUUUGGAAUUCUCGGCUUGUUCAUUAGCUCGAUCAGCAAGCUAUGGGUUCGACCGGAGAGAAAAGUUACCGCCCUCUACGGACGUUUAGCGAUUACCAAAUUGGGUGAUAUCGGCCACGCCCUUACCCGCCGAUAUUCUUUUUCCGCCGCGGCCUUACAAUUGUGCUGUUCAAUCUCAUUAGCUUUCAGCGCUCUGGCGAGCCAUGUUUGGGAGAUUGGAUCAUCAUCCUUUGCACAGUCAUUUCUCGUGGCUUGGCUCGCCACAGACAUUGCCCGUGUCGUCCUUCUGACAGAGGAGCGGCUGAACGCAUGCAACCAUGCAUCAUAUCUAGGCCUUGUCUCCGCGAUUGUAGCGCUGAAGAUUGCCCUUCUCGUCGUCGAGGAACUCAGCAAGAGGUCUCUUCUCAAGAGCCCCUACAGCAAAUACCCACCCGAUGCGUUGAGUGGAAUCAUCAAUCGCGCCUUCAUGCUCUGGCUCAACCCACUAAUGUGGCGUGGCAUUGCCGGAGAGCCGCUAUCGUUGCUCGGGAUGUUUGACUGCGAAGCUGAGUUCACAAGUGACGGACUUUCAGCGACGUUGGAUAUAGUCUGGGAGAGACAUGUUACCCUAAAAAGCAAGCACAACCUCUUUCUGACUCUGGUAUGGCAGUUCAGAUGGCUGUUUGUAGUUCCACCGCCGACACGCUUUGCGCAAGCAGCUUUCCAGUUCCUACAGCCGUUUUUGAUCGAGCGGACGUUGGCCUGGUAUCAAAAUCAAGGGAAUGGCAAUGAGCCAGAAAGUGUGGGAACAGGGCUAAUCCUUGCGUAUGGCCUGGUGUACCUCGGAGUAGCACUUUCGACGGCAUACAGCCAGUACCAGAUAGUGCGCCUUAUCACCGCUAUCCGAGGGACACUCGUCUCGCUCAUCUUCCGAAAAUCCCUGGAGCUUCCAAAGUCCGACAUGUCGCCACUCACUCUGAUGAGCACCGAAGUGGAGCGCAUCGUGCAAGGAAUGCAGUAUGUGCAUGAAGUAUUUGUCAGCUUCUUCACUUUGGGGGUCGCGCUCUGGCUCCUGAAGCGGCAGCUGGGGGUUGGUGCGAUUGCGCCGAAUGUGGUCACGGUUGCCUUUGGCAAGAAGAUUAGAAGUGCGCAGAAGCGCUGGGUUGAGUCGGUCGAGAGGCGUGUCGGAGUCACAACGCAGAUCUUGAUGUCAAUGAAAAGCAUCAAGAUGUCUGGUCUUGCCAAAUAUUCGGCAUCGCUGAUGCAGUCUCUCCGGGAGACCGAACUGGUGAUUUCCCUCAGCAUGCGACGCUUCUUGACCGUUGGAGUAGGAUUAUCGUUUGCAACACCUGCCUUGGCUCCUGUAGUGGGCUAUGCAGUGUACAUUGCAGUAGCCUCACACCAUGGAGACACACUUUUGGCUUCAAAGGCUUUCCAGGCGCUUGCAAUAUUCAGCCUCUUGAGCACUCCACUCGGUAUUCUGAUCCAGACAUUACCCGAAGUGAUUGGAAUGGUCGCCUGCUUUGACCGCAUCGGGAAAUUUAUCCAGAGCGAGGCUCGAAGUGACAGUAUAGGCGUGAUAGUGGCGCCCCCCAUCUCUACUGAAAAGAUGCCAUACAAUGCUAGUCAGUCCGAUUGUGGUAGCAGUGGUGGGCGCUCCUCCAUGUUACUGGGCAGUGACUUGAUCACGAUCGUGGAUGGCAAGUUCUGGCGCGAGGCAGACUGCGAACCAAUAUUGCAGGCCAUCAACUUACACAUAAAGAGCGAAACUGUGACUCUUGUUGCAGGCCCUUCUGGAUCUGGAAAAAAAACCCUUCUGGAUGCUCUUUUGAGAGAGCUACCGCCUCCCUCGAGCUCCGUUCAGGUUUCUCCUGGAUUUGAUCUCCAUGGUGGUAUUGCGUACUGUUCGCAAAGACCAUGGCUUCGCAACGACACGGUGCGAGGUAAUAUCGUGGGUAAUAUGCCGUACGACGAGGCAUGGUAUGGGUCAGUCCUCUUUGCAUGCGCGCUGGACGGGGUCAUCCAAAAGCUUAAUCAGGGGCUCGUUGGAAAUGGCGGUGCAACCCUUAGUGGCGGCCAGAGGCAGCGCGUUGCGCUGGCCCGCGCGGUUUACGCCCGACGACCACUGCUUCUUCUGGAUGAUCCUUUUGCUGGACUAGACAACCUAUCGGAACAGUAUUGUGUUACUCGAUUACUGGGCCCCAUGGGCUUGCUGAAAAGAUUGGGGACAACCGUCGUCCUCGCCCCACAAACAGUCAAGUACCAAAACCUCGCCGAUCAGGUCAUUACCCUGCGCGGUGACGGUAGACUCUUCGAUUUUGAAUCUCCAAUCAUUCCAGACGGAGAUUUGUCUGAGAAAAUUGUGACAUCCAUCAAGCGUCCAACACAGGAAGAUCCGAAGAUGAUGCAGAACCCUUUCGCCUUCGCUCUUGAGUCCAGGUUCGAAACCACGGCUACUGGUCCUCGCGACCGUCGCAAGGGUGACUUAGGCGCAUAUCUCUACUACUUCGCCUCUUUGGGUCGGAAAAGGCUUGGGCUGUCAAUUAGCUUGGUGCUCUCCUUAGUCUUCUUCAGCAAUUUCCCUCAAAUAUGGCUUGAGUGGUGGACGGCGUUCAACGUUGAUCAGCCCAAUAACAGACUGGGAUAUUGGAUUGGUUUGUACGCUCUUUUUGGGGCUCUGGCAAUUAUUUCGCUCAUUCUUGCCUGCUGGCUCAUGAUAUGCAACAUGGUCAAGGAUUCCGCAGAAUCUUUGCAUUUGACUUUGGUCCAUACAAUUGAACGUGCCGUGGUUUCUGUAUUCGCGUCGACUGAUCCGGGUCUCAUGAUUAACCGGUUUGCUGCUCCUCCUUGUUCGGUUCUUUUCGCUGCUGCUAAUAUUCUCAUCAGCUUCAGCCAGGAUAUGUCAUUGGUCGACAUGGAACUACCAAUGGCGUUUGCCAAUACCGUCAUCACGUUCAUGACCUGUAUCGCACAAAUCGUCAUCAUAGCUGUCUCCUCGCGGUACCUGGGUGCAACGAUUCCGUUUGUUCUCGCCGUGUUCAUCUUCACCCAACGACUCUACAUCCGGACCUCUCGACAACUGCGAUUCUUCGACAUCGAAGCCAAAGCUCCGCUGUAUACCGAGUUCAUCGAGCUGCUAGAUGGACUUUCUGUGGUUAGAGCAUUCAAUAUGCAGGACGCCUUCCAGCAACGCCUCGCUGUGGCGCUCGAUACAUCUCAGAAGCCAUUCUACCUCCUCUUUUGCGCACAGCGAUGGCUUGGCCUAGUGCUGAACUUGGUCAACCUGGGUCUGGCACUGAUCUUAGUCGGAGUUACGACUGCCACACGCGGCAUUUCGGGUGGUUUUCUCGGCGUCGCACUGAUAAACCUGAUGAAUUUUGGACCAAGCCUGGCCGAUCUUGUCAACGUGUGGUCCACGCUCGAGACAAGUCUUGCUGCUGUGGAGCGUGUCAAAUACUUCACUGAGGAGACGCCGGCGGAGUCAACAGAGGCUCCUGUGCAACUAAACUCGCGAUGGCCACAGGCCGGAACGAUCCAGUUCCAGGAUGUGUCUCUACGCUAUGGCCCCGAAUUCGACCUUGCUGUGAACUCAUUGACACUCUCCAUUCCGGCCGGAACAAAGCUCUCCGUGUGUGGCCGAAGCGGCAGCGGAAAAUCCACGCUCUGCAUGGCCCUUCUCCGCAUGCUCGAUCCUGUCGGUGGCGCCAUUCUGAUCGACGGCCAAGACAUGUCUCAUGUACCACACGAGUCACAACGCGCCGCUCUGUCCGUUGUGCCUCAAGACCCGGCGAUUCUGGAAGGCUCGAUCCGUACGAACGUUGAUCCACACUAUAAUCACUCCGAUGAGGAGGUGGUGUCUGUACUUCAAACGGUUGGGUUGUGGGAGGCAGUCAAGGAAAAAUUCUCCGCAGAUGAUAUCACCCACGCGGCUGGUCUCUCAGGCGGACAGAAGCAGUUGCUCUGUCUUGCUCGAGCACUUGUGAAGAAGAGAAGAAUCCUUGUCCUCGAUGAAGCUACAGCCAGCGUUGACGCCGAGACUGACAAGAUGGUCCAUGAGCUGGUGGCCAAUAAUCUGACUAGCACCACUGUCAUCUCAGUGAUGCAUCGAUUAGAGCACGUGGCUAUGUAUGAUUUAGUGGCAGUGCUUCACGACGGCGAAUUGGUGGAGGUGGGCAAUCCGGAGCGUUUACUCCAAGAUCCAGGAUCUAGGCUCUCAGAGUUGGCGUUUGGAGGGCUUUAG